AUGGACUCUAACAAGGUGGUGCUGGUGAGUUGCCUACUGGUGGCAGGGUGUCUAGCUCAGGCGCCCUACGCACCCCCAGCGGGGGAAAGCUCCUUCGCCUCUGCCAACUCCUUCGCAGCAGCUCCAGCACCCAUACAGGCCAUCGAGUUCAACCCCAACCCACCUCCGUCAUCACUGUUGGCUACACCUUUUGCGGCCCCAGCUGGUCCUGCGUUUGGACCUUCUGCUCCUUACGCUCCCCCACCUCCUCCUCCACCUCCUCCACCUCCUCCACCACCACCACCUCCUCCACCCCCUCCACCAGUUUACGCACCCCCUCCACCAGUUUAUGCACCCCCUCCACCAGUGUAUGCUCCCCCACCACCACCAAUUUAUGCUCCCCCACCACCACCAGUCUACGCUCCCCCUCCACCAGUAUACGCUCCCCCACCACCACCAGUUUACGCUCCUGCUCCAAUAGCUUAUGCUCCCCCUCCACCCGUUCCAGCUUCAACCUAUGGCCUACCAAGUUUUUGA
This is a messenger RNA of Macrosteles quadrilineatus (aster leafhopper), 516 nucleotides long. RefSeq lists its product as uncharacterized. The coding region runs from base 1 to 516 and encodes 171 amino acids. NCBI's taxonomy places the organism in Eukaryota, Metazoa, Arthropoda, Insecta, Hemiptera, Cicadellidae. The transcript has 2 exons. The record is from RefSeq and is a predicted model, not a curated record.